Molecule: messenger RNA, 1135 nt
Organism: Meloidogyne enterolobii
Lineage: Eukaryota; Metazoa; Nematoda; Chromadorea; Rhabditida; Meloidogynidae
Source: the annotation of a GenBank genome assembly
UAAAAUAAAUAUUUUUAAAUGUUUAAUGUUCAAAGUUCUAUUCAGAAAAACUUUUUUUGCCAAAACAUCUGUCCGUCCCUUCGUCUCUUUUUGCUAUUUUUCCGUCCAAUUAUUAGAAAAAAAAGCAAAAAAAAAGAAAAGCACACAAUUUCUUUUUUUUCUUUUUCACGUUUGCGCCAAAAACUGGCCCACCUUGGCAAUAUAUCAAAUUCGAUUUUCCCCCCUUCUACCGAUGAGAAUCGGCUGGCAGCAAAAAAUAGAAAGUAUUCAAGUCUUUGCCUGGCAGGAACUACGUUUUAAGAAUGGCUGCCCGACUUGUAAAGAAAAAAAGUGUGGGAAGAGGCCAAAGACCAAUAAUGAACACAUCUCUCUCUCUCAUCUCUUUUUAAAGAUAUCAGAGAAUAAGUAGUAGGCGGACAAACUGUUUUUAGAAUCUUCUACAUUUUUCUAUUUUUUAUUUUUCUUUCACGUAUUUAUUUCCCUUUGUUCUCCACGAUAUAUGGCCUAUUGAUUUAUUAAAAUGGCCGAGAAUCUAAGCGAUGAAAAAUAAAAAUCGAGGAGAGAAGAAAAGAGAAAAAUAAAAAGAUGAAUGAAUAAACUGGAGAAAAAAAAAACUGGAGAAACUGGAGAAUAAACUGGAGAAAAAAUGCAAAGAAAAAUGCGCAAAAAAUUAUUAAUAAAUUUCAGCGGAUUUCGAAAAAAUUUUUGGAACUUUUUAAGUUGGGUCCAAAUUUUUAAAAAUUAUUUUGAAUUCUUUUUCACAUAAUUUUGUAUUUAUUUUAUAUUUUAUUUUCUUUACAUAUUUCCUUAAUAUAUCCGCAUUUAUUAUCCGCAUUCAAAAAAUUUAUCCGCAAAUAUAUUCCCUUUGUUGUAAAGAGAAGAAAACACAAAAAACAACCAUUCAUUCAUAAAAGCAGCUGCAGCUAUUCACAUAAAUAAAUACACACACGUCCAAGCAAUAGACCUCUUUUUUGUAUUUUUCUCUAAUAAUUUUAAUGUCUCUCAUAUUUUUAUAUUAUCUCUCAUUCCUGACAGUCAGAGAGAAAUUGACAGAGAAAAAGGCCUAGCACCAGCCUUUAUUCUUCUUUCCACCCAUAUUAUUCUUCUCCCCAUUUUCCAGCCGAUAGCUGCUAUC